Messenger RNA from Babjeviella inositovora NRRL Y-12698, 1635 nucleotides. RefSeq names its product ribosomal lysine N-methyltransferase (gene RMS1). Gene Ontology annotation, molecular function: protein-lysine N-methyltransferase activity; protein binding. The transcript has a single exon. The coding region runs from base 13 to 1437 and encodes 474 amino acids. NCBI's taxonomy places the organism in Eukaryota, Fungi, Ascomycota, Pichiomycetes, Serinales. The record is from RefSeq and is a predicted model, not a curated record. Gene Ontology annotation, cellular component: nucleus. Gene Ontology annotation, biological process: peptidyl-lysine monomethylation.
CUUCAUCGCCCAAUGACUUUUGACCAAGACACUGCCAGCUUCUCUCAAUGGCUCACCUUACAUCGGGUAGAGCUCUCCUCAAAGGUCCUGAUUGCAGACCUCAGGGCGCUGUACCAAGGCAGAGGCGUGGUUGCGCUCGAAGAUAUCGCCGAAGACGAGGUUGUGUUUUCGAUUCCCAGAAGCGCCAUCCUCAACGUCGAAACCAGUGCUCUCUCGAGCUUGAACGGAAACAGAGAUGUUUUAGCUGGCCUUGGUCAGUGGGAAGCCUUGAUUUUAGUCUUGUUGUACGAACAGUCGCUCGGCGCGGCGUCCAACUGGGCCAGCUACUUCGGCGUCCUUCCGACCGAGUUCAGCAGUCUCAUGUACUGGAGUGACGCAGAAUUGGCAUUGUUAGAACCAUCGUUGGUGGGCAACCGAAUUGGUAAGGACUCAUCGGUCGAAAUGUACGAGAGGCUCUUCCCUGCGGUCGUGGAGGCGUUGGGGGUCGCUGCCCAGAUCGGUAGUACUACCAUUGAAGACUUCCAUAAGAUUGGCAGUCUCAUCAUGGCUUAUUCCUUUGACUGCCAGAAACCAGAUUUUGGUGAAGAUGAAGACGACGAGGACGACGAGGACGAGUACCUCAAGUGCAUGGUUCCAUUGGCGGACACCUUGAAUGCGGAUACCACCCUUGCCAACGUCAAUUUGAUGAGCACGCCCGAAGAGUUAGUGAUGAAGAGUGUGAAGGCAAUUAGCAAGGGCGAGCAGAUCUACAACACUUACGGUGACCAUCCCAACGCAGAGAUCUUGAGGAGAUACGGGUACGUUGAAUGGUCCGGUUCUAAGUUUGACUUUGCCGAAAUCCCGUUAAACAGUAUCAAACAGGUUUUUGUAGACGAAGGAGCAUUGACUGAGAAGUUCUGGGAGACCAUGUUGCACACCAUCGCCGACACAGAGCUCGAAGAAAUUGAUGAGGAGGUGGUGUUGGAAGCGUACGAUUGUUACAACGACGGGACCGUGUUGCCAGAGCUUUUCCUUCUUCUCCAGGUAGCCACUCUUGCUAACCAGAUCGCCUCCAGCGAUAAGAGUAUCUUGGAGCAGAAGUCAAAGGACACCCGUGCCUAUGUCAACCGCAUCUUGAAGAAGUGCUGCCAGUUGGUGGAGAGCGGUAAGUUGACUCAGAGCGUGGAGGCGGUGUGGGCCAAGUUACUCACCACCAGAUUAGCCAACUAUCCUCAGGUGUUGGUGCAGGCCCCUGCUUUUGUGACACCAGAAGACGUCACCAGUAAGCAAGCCAUCAGCCAGUGUAUCCACCGGUCUGAAAUCAAUUCGCUCAACGCGUGCGGUGCGCCGUUCAGCGACUUCAAGUUCAUCGAGGAUGAGAAGAUGAUCAAGGCAAUCACUGCGAAGCGAGAAAUCGAAUCCAAAGAGACCAGAAAAUCCAAGAAGCAGAGACGGUAAGGGUUUAAAAAUAUUUAGUGUCUUUUACCUAGGAGUUUUGUAGUAAUAAAUAGUCCUGGAGGUGAGGAAAAGAGGUCCGGGGAGUAUAAUUGGGCUCUAUAAGAAACUUAAAGUAUCUGGUCUGGUGAUGCCCGAUUGAAACUAUUUUCUCUGGAACAUUGCUCGAAUUUUUUUUUUUUCUAGGGAAUACAAAGCGUU